Messenger RNA from Peromyscus eremicus (cactus mouse), 903 nucleotides. RefSeq lists its product as uncharacterized. Gene Ontology annotation, biological process: regulation of sensory perception of pain. The transcript has 2 exons. Lineage: Eukaryota; Metazoa; Chordata; Mammalia; Rodentia; Cricetidae. The record is from RefSeq and is a predicted model, not a curated record. Gene Ontology annotation, molecular function: endopeptidase inhibitor activity. Bases 1 to 810 code for a protein of 269 amino acids.
AUGAAAGCACUAUAUUUGGUCUUGGGCCUUUGGGUUCUUGGAGGAUGUUUCCUAUCUGGUCAGUGUCACAGAGGCCCCAGAGGACGACAUGAUCCUAGAGGAUGGCCUCCUCCUCCUCCCCGUCCCUUUGGUCCAGGAUAUGAUAGACCACCCCAUCCUCCUUUUAGACCAGGAUUUGAUAGACGACCCCCUGCUUCCUUUGGUCCAGGAUUUUCUAGACUAUUCCCUUUUUUAUUUGGUCCAGGAUUUGGUGUAUUUCCCCCUCCUCGAUAUGGUCCUGUAUUUCAACAAUUCCCUCUUCCUCCCUUUGGUCCAAAUCCACCUCCCAUAGCAAAACCUCCACAACCUAAUCCUCCAGCCAAUCCUCCUCCCACUCCACCUUCCUCCACUCCACCUUCCUCCACUCCACCUUCCUCCACUCCACCUUCCUCCACUCCACCUUCCUCCACUCCACCUUCCUCCACUCCACCUUCCUCCACUCCACCUUCCUCCACUCCACCUUCCUCCACUACACCUUCCUCCACUACACCUUCCUCCACUACACCUUCCUCCACUACACCUUCCUCCACUACACCUUCCUCCACUACACCUUCCUCCACUACACCUUCCUCCACUACACCUUCCUCCACUACACCUUCCUCCACUACACCUUCCUCCACUACACCUUCCUCCACUACACCUUCCUCCACUACACCUUCCUCCACUACACCUCCUACCACAACACCUCCUACCACAACACCUCCUACCACAACACAAGCAAACGUAACACCUAGUGCCAACAUCUCCAUAACUACUCCUACUGACUCCUAAUUAUCAUUAGUAAUUUUCUGAACUUCGUGAAAGAAUUAUUAUUCCUUUUUCAGUCAGGAUGAGAUAUUCCAAAGCACUGUGAAACUUUGGAUA